Molecule: messenger RNA, 231 nt
Organism: Phycomyces blakesleeanus NRRL 1555(-)
Lineage: Eukaryota; Fungi; Mucoromycota; Mucoromycetes; Mucorales; Phycomycetaceae
Exons: 1
Biological process (GO): DNA integration
Molecular function (GO): nucleic acid binding
Source: RefSeq, a predicted model, not a curated record
AUGACAUGUAUAAAAGAGAAUGUUGGUUUUGAACAUGCGUUGAUUUCGCAGUACCAUCCUAGAGCUAAUGGUGCAAGUGAAAGAGCUGUCCAGCCGGCAGUGAACACCAUUAAAAAACAAAUAGUUGGUAAUGUCGCUGAUUGGGAUCAGAAGGUGCCAUCUGCACAGUUGUUUUUGAAUAGCAAGUAUAAUGCUAGGACUAAGAGUACGCCAUUCUCAUUAAUGUUUGGA